AUGGCUGAAAAGGCACUCGUCCCCGUCAACGCUCCGACAAAGCUGACCCUGCGGGAGAAGCUGGACUUCAUACCAGCUGGUCUCGGUUUCGUCGCGACAGCCAUAGCUGCAGCCAUUACCGGCCUUGUGCGCGGACAGGAUGGAAUCAAGUCUUACAGGACUCAUGUCCGCUAUGCCGUUGUUCGGAGAUUCCUAUGGCGCAUGUCGAUAAGACAGCUCCACUUCAUUUAUCCUUCUACGGCUGAGGCUUACCAGAUCCUUGCAAAGAAGAAGAGGUUUACUCCUGAGACUGUUCAGCUUGAGCACGGCGCCCAGGGCCACUGGAUAGGGAAGAAGGACGCAAAGAACGUAUUGAUAUACUACCACGGAGGCGGGUUUGCCCUAUCUGCAUACGUUGGACACUUCCAGUUCUACUAUGACAUGAUGACCGAGCUCAACGCUGCCGGCAAGGAUAUUUCUAUCUUCUUUAUCUCAUAUACCCUCAGCCCGGAAGGCGUCUAUCCAACCCAGCUAAGACAGGCCGUCGGAGCCCUUCGCUACAUCGUGGAAGAGACCGGCCGCGAUCCCCAGACCAUCUUCAUGGGUGGUGACUCUGCCGGAGGACACCUCACGUUUGGAGUCCUGUCGCACCUCUCUCAUCCUCACGAGGCCAUCAAGCCAUUGGAUAUAUCUGGUCCUCUGGGCGGUGCCUUUACGAUGGCACCGUGGGUCUCGUUGGCCGCCGAGCUGCCCUCGUACACCAGAAACGCCCACAAGGACUAUCUCUCCAUGAAAUGCGGAUCAGCUUGGGCGGCAGUGUGCUUUGCCGGCUCGGAGCCGGACAACUAUAACCAGGCGUCCCAAGCACCGCCAGAGUGGUGGAAGGACAUUAAGACCAAGGCCCUCCUUAUUGUCAUCGGAAAGAAUGAUGUUAUCGUCGACGGGUACGUUGUUUCCGAUGGAGAGGCUCAUAUCGGUCCUAUUAUGGACCGCAUUAUGGGCGAUAAGACGGAUACGGGAAUGAGCAAGGCAAUGAGAGCCUGGUUUAUGGAGCAGUUAUAA
This is a messenger RNA of Arthroderma uncinatum, 1041 nucleotides long. RefSeq names its product alpha/beta hydrolase fold protein. Gene Ontology annotation, molecular function: hydrolase activity. The transcript is spliced from 4 exons. NCBI's taxonomy places the organism in Eukaryota, Fungi, Ascomycota, Eurotiomycetes, Onygenales, Arthrodermataceae. Bases 1 to 1041 code for a protein of 346 amino acids. The record is from RefSeq and is a predicted model, not a curated record.